Filobasidium floriforme is the source of this 1749-nucleotide messenger RNA. RefSeq lists its product as uncharacterized. The record is from RefSeq and is a predicted model, not a curated record. Gene Ontology annotation, cellular component: Set1C/COMPASS complex. The transcript is spliced from 3 exons. Lineage: Eukaryota; Fungi; Basidiomycota; Tremellomycetes; Filobasidiales; Filobasidiaceae. Bases 1 to 1749 code for a protein of 582 amino acids. Gene Ontology annotation, molecular function: transcription cis-regulatory region binding; protein binding.
AUGGCAUAUGGCUCUAUCGUAUCAGGCUUCCGGUACAUCGCUUGCGCAAACGGACCAAGAUCUCACGAAUCCUCACACCCAGGCGUCUUCCCCUUCUUCCGCCGAACACCGCAGCAUUCUAUCCAUACCGACCGUCUCUUGCCUCCUGGCUCUGACUUGGAAGCUGCUGAACCUCCUUCUGAAGCCUUGCCUACCGGAGAUGUCGAAAUAGGAGGUGUGCACCUGGACUGGCAAGACCGAUCCACCUUUCUCCGGAUGUCACCCUCCGCCUUGACGUGUACCGCCGAAAAGGGUUUCCGGAGCGCCAGGACCAAUGUGGGUGUCAGGGAGGGGACGUGGUAUUUCGAAUGCACCGUCCUCAAGGGAGGAGGAGAAGGAGGGACGGGGAGGGUCGUGACGAAUCAAGGUCGAUCUGGGACCGGGGACGGAGCACACGUAAGAAUAGGAUGGGCGAGGAGAGAAGCUUCGUUGAAUGGUCCUUGCGGUCUGGAUGCGUAUUCGUACGGCAUAAGGGAUUCUUCGGGGGAGAAGAUCACCAUCUCCCGUCCGGCGGCUUAUGGGGUACCUUUUGGUACGGGGGACGUUAUCGGAUGUUUGAUACACUUGCCACCCUUGGACAAUUUCUCUGGGGUUGAGGAGGUCGAAGAGAGGGAAAGGCAGAGACGGGAAGCAAGGAGGGUCGAAGACGAUUCGUUGGACCCGGCGAGGAUCGCUAGGAAACGGUAUCCGCUUUACUAUAAGGGACAACAUUAUUUCGAGAUGGUCGAAUAUACCGUAGCCAAGGAGAUGGAGAACCUCGUCGCGAGAGACGGGAGGGUGCUUGUACCCGCUAUCAAACCGGGGACGGACGGUGGAAAACUGGGCAAGGCGAUCAAGAAGGGAAGGAAGAAGGCCGGUGAGGGGGACGAAGAGGCUCAAGCGGAGGACCAACCGAAAGAACUCCCCGUACUGAAAGGGUCGAGCAUCACCUUCUUCCUCAACGGGAAGCCUAUGACAGCAGACAACAAACCGGCUUUCACAGAUAUAUUGCAUUUCCUGCCUCUCAGGCAGACGGAGAAGGAAGCCAAGGCGAGAGAAGCCUUUGAAAAGGGAACGACAGCGGACGCUUUGAUGAAGCAGAAAGAAAACCCGUAUGACGACGGGACGUUGGGGUACUACCCCUUUGUCUCUUGUUUCGGUGGAGCCAAGGUCAAGUUCAACCCUGGGCCUGUAUGGGAAGCACCGGUGGCAGACGAGGAUUGGCCUGCGCUAUCACGCGAUGGUCCGGAUGCAGAAGCACCGCUCUCUCGACUAUCGCCCCGACCGAUCAACGAGAGAUGGCCAGAGUUCAGGGCGGAAGAACGCAUCUAUGACGACAUUGACGACGAGGCCGAUAUGAGAAAGCUCAAAAAGUUCGAAGCCGACAAGCGUAAAGAACGACGAGACAAUGGCGCAGGGACCGGUCCUGCCCGAGGCGGCAAACGAACUCGAGGUGCCCCUAAGAAGGGAGGAAAGAACGCGAUGAGCUCGCUAGCAACAGAGAGAUUCGAUCGGAGUACCGUCUCUGGUGGAUCUAGCCCGUUCCCGGACCAAGAGGCGGACAGCUUUGGGGCAGGUCAGGCGGAUUCGAGGGGAUCGACACCUGCUCAGACGGAUUACGGGAUGGAUGUGGACGCGGCAUUGCCUUCCCCUAUACCAGGGACCAGCGGGUUUGGCCUCGACAUGGGUAUCCCGAGUCGAUUAGCAUACGAGACGGACGACAGGGAGUAG